AUGUUUCCAAAUGAUAAGAAGAGGAAAUCGGUAAUAGUUGAGGAGAAUGUGAAUGAAUGCACAGUGGUGAAUGUAGAGCAUAUGGAGAGUGGUGAAUGCAAUAACACAGCCAGAUGGCAUGCUGAUUAUAUCCAUAAAUGCCGCUGGAGCCGUUAUAGAGACUAUUUACAUAGUCAUCUAUAUUAUAUAUGCCCCACACCUGCUCGGCGAUUCACGAUCAUAUUGCUCAUCACAAUGAUCGUUGGAUUAUUUGCACCGAUCUUCUUAGCUAUACAAUUUUUUGUAGCUAAGAAGAAUCAUGUCACCUUACUCGGAUGGAUCUGUACAUCCGUUUCGAUUGCUGUUUUCGCGGCACCUCUUAGCGCCGUGAUACAUGUAGUUCGUACGAGGAGAGUGAAGUCCAUGCCGAUAGCUCUUAUUGGCUGUCUCAUUGUCAGUGCCGGAGCGUGGCUUAUCUAUGGUUUUCUCUUGAAGAAUAAUUACAUUUAUCUCCCCAAUGUGAUUGGACUCGCAUUGGGAGCCAUUCAGCUAUCCGUAUAUGGUCACUAUUCUCGUACUGGUCGGCGACAGCCAGAUAUUGAAGUUGUCGAGGAUGUCGAGGAGAUCGUGGAGAUUGCUCCAGAAUCAGACGUUGUGGUUGAAUUAGUGGAGCAACAUGGCCGCCUGGUAGAGGUGGCAGCGAAUCUCAUUUCUUUUUCCAUAUUCCUGGCUCCGGCGUAA
This is a messenger RNA of Trifolium pratense (red clover), 720 nucleotides long. Its product is annotated as bidirectional sugar transporter SWEET15-like. Bases 1 to 720 code for a protein of 239 amino acids. Lineage: Eukaryota; Viridiplantae; Streptophyta; Magnoliopsida; Fabales; Fabaceae. The record is from RefSeq and is a predicted model, not a curated record. Gene Ontology annotation, biological process: carbohydrate transport. Gene Ontology annotation, molecular function: sugar transmembrane transporter activity. Gene Ontology annotation, cellular component: membrane. The transcript has 6 exons.